AUGUAUUAUCUAAAGAUCUACCUCGUCGGAGAAGCCCGCAGAGCAGUGGAAGGGUUCUUCUAUAGGAACUCUGAGGACGCAUAUACAGGCGCCUGGAAAUGGGGCCGAAUCGUCGACGAUAACCUGUAUAAAUCGGGGGAUUACCCCGAUUUCAAAAGUUUCACAGCGUUCCUGAACAAAGAGGCCCGGAUAUCUUGCAACCCUAUCACCUCCCCACAUUGGAUGAACUUUAAACCCACAGUCGAGAAGGAAGCCAGAUCCCUCAAUACAACUGCCCAAUUAAAGUACACCACCCGAGAUGCACCUGAAACGGCCGAUUAUAGGGGAAGACCCCCAUGUGUGGUCUGCAAAGAUGAAACGCAUGGCAUCGUCAGCGGAACGAGUUCCCCAGUAACAGAUUCGUCAACCUACGAGUUGAGGCGAGCCCAAGAGCUGAAUGCUCAGCUCGGGCCCAAAGGAAGUGAAGAGGCCGUGGAUCUGGUCUGCGACCUCCACAACACCACUUCCAACAUGGGCCUGUGCAUUAUAUUAUACUCCUCAGACUGGCUCAUCCUGCACAUUUACAAAUACUUGCAGAGCAAGAUAACCUCAGUGCCUGUGAGAGCCAUCCAAAUAGAUUUACCUCGCUCUCAGGCGUAUUCCUUAGAUUCCCUCGGCAAACAUGGCUUCUCAAUCGAGGUGGGUCCUCAACCCCACGGCGUCCUCAGAGCAGACAUCUUUAACGCGAUGAAAGAGGCAGUGGAUCUCACUAUAGAAUGGCUGCAGCAGUUCAACUCUGGGAAAACCUUUGAAGGAGGAGAAGUAGAAACAUAUACUGCAGACAAGAAACUUGACUACCCGAGGGAUCCUACGACCAAUGAGAUCACUGCCGCCAUCCACCCGCAGCUACAGGAUAAUGACUUCAAGCUGCUGCGACCUGGCGACCCCAUUUUCCUGUCAUUUUCUGGGGAGACGGUGAGGCACGAGGGAGAGGAACUCUACCCGUUCUUCGUCAACGAAGGUGCUACUACGACGGCAUUUCUGAUAGAGAGGGAACUGGCAGAUGAAAUGCUGGGAAAUGGUGGCUGCAGUUUUCAGCUCCUGCAGAGGAGGGAGGCGAGCAGACGUGAGGAGUGA
Limanda limanda (common dab) is the source of this 1116-nucleotide messenger RNA. RefSeq names its product N-acyl-aromatic-L-amino acid amidohydrolase (carboxylate-forming) B-like. Gene Ontology annotation, molecular function: aminoacylase activity; hydrolase activity, acting on ester bonds. The record is from RefSeq and is a predicted model, not a curated record. The transcript is spliced from 4 exons. Lineage: Eukaryota; Metazoa; Chordata; Actinopteri; Pleuronectiformes; Pleuronectidae. The coding region runs from base 1 to 1116 and encodes 371 amino acids.